AUUCCACUUGUCCCAUUUCCUCUCUCUCUAUAUAUUUUUUUUCUUUUCUCGUUUCAAUUUCAUUUCGUCCACCGGUGCUUAUCACUCAUUCCCAUUCAGAAUGUCCGUGGCAACGUACGAGGACGUGAAAGGCUUAGACCCUUCGACCACCCUUCUCAUCGAUGUGCGCGAGCCGAACGAGCUCGAAACCACAGGGUCCAUCCCCAAUAGCAUUAACAUUCCACUUGGACAAGUAGAAGGCGUGUUUCAAAACCUAACGGAUGAGAAGUUCGAGGCCAUCUACCAACGGGAAAAACCCAAGCUAAAUGAUGACAUCGUGUUCUCUUGCAAAUCCGGGAUGAGGGCUCUGAAAGCGCUGAAGGUCGCAGCCGACAUGGGCUUCAGCAAUCUCAGAUACUACAAGGGUAGCUGGACGGAAUGGGCGGAGAAAACUCACGAGUAGGCUUGUAAAACAAACAUGUUUCUUAACACCACUAAUUUUAACAGAGAGUAAAAAAAACACUAUAAUACAUA
This is a messenger RNA of Nicrophorus vespilloides, 513 nucleotides long. RefSeq names its product heat shock protein 67B2-like. Gene Ontology annotation, molecular function: thiosulfate-cyanide sulfurtransferase activity. NCBI's taxonomy places the organism in Eukaryota, Metazoa, Arthropoda, Insecta, Coleoptera, Silphidae. The record is from RefSeq and is a predicted model, not a curated record. The transcript is spliced from 2 exons. The coding region runs from base 101 to 442 and encodes 113 amino acids. Gene Ontology annotation, cellular component: mitochondrion.